AUGAUCAAUUUGUUAUAUGUAUUUGUGUUGAUCAUUUUGGCGUUAUCAACGUGUCCACCAAAUAUUAUGGAAGAAACAGAAUAUGUCUUAACCAAAAAUGAUACUUGUCAAUAUUUAGAGUCUAUAAAAUUUGAUUUUGCGAAAGAAAAAGAGGCGAAGAAAUUGAAAACAGAAAACGACGAAAUUAAAGAAGAGGUGAAGAACUUAGCGAAUGACAAAGACCAACUUUCUUCUGAAAAGAAAAGAAAUAUAGCCGAUUUGGAACAACAAGUACAAGACCUUGAAUAUAGACCAGUUGGGACUUCAAAUAUUGAUCGAACUGAAGUCAUCAAGAGAGACAACCAAAUAGUUGAUUUGGAAAAGGCAGUUGCUGUGUUGAAAGAACAGAACACACAACUUGAUGUUGCUAAGAAGGAUAUGAAGAAGCAAUUGAAGACGCUUUGGAGAUUGAGAAUUAUGGAUCACAGAUUAAGGCACUUGAAGCACAAAAGAAGAUGGCUUUGGACGACAAAGCGGAGGCUGAGAAGACUGCAGCGGACCAAUUUAAUAGAAGAAAAGAAUAUGGAAGACCAAGCCAAAGCACUCAAUGCACAAGUCUCAUCAUUUAACGUCCAAGUCAGUGCACCAGCUUCGGUGAACGGAUAA
Messenger RNA from Entamoeba invadens IP1, 645 nucleotides. RefSeq lists its product as hypothetical. Bases 1 to 645 code for a protein of 214 amino acids. The transcript is spliced from 2 exons. The record is from RefSeq and is a predicted model, not a curated record. Lineage: Eukaryota; Evosea; Mastigamoebida; Endamoebidae.